AUGGCCCUCUCGCAAUUCACACCUAUAUAUUGUGGUCGGUCAGAUGCCGAAGUUGAAAUUAGAUCCAAAAAGUACGGCAAGGAAUUCAACGGCCCCAGUAACAAUCAACUAGAUCGAGUUGCCAAUCCAGACGAUUACUAUGAGCCCCUUGAUCAUAAUCAUGCAAUCACUAUCGAAUGGAAGCGCCAACUAGGAGGCAUGCUCCAGCGGGAAAUGAGACCGCAGCAAGCGCAACAUCCAUGGUUUCUCAUGUUUUUCCCCGAGAACUAUCGGUUGUAUAAACACAAUAAAGAGACCCGCGAUCACACUGACGCAUAUCUGUACGGGUACCCUCAGGGGCGAAAGAAGCGUUUCCGAAGCGCACAAGAAUUCUUUCCACAUUUCCUAUGGCUCAUGGAAGGUAAAAGCGAGGACUAUGGUGAUUGUGCGUGCAAGAAUUGUGCGGGUGACUGGGUCCACAAGAUUGAGCCAUUGCCUGGUAGACUCGGAUUUGUGCCUGCCGCAAAGGAAGUUCAACCAGUGAAAAAGGAACAAACUCCAAUUAAAAAGGAGCCAAUCCUCCCCAAGAAGGAGUCGAUUACUUUGUCACCAAAAGUCGUGAUACCUCAGAAAUUCCCCCAACAAGCAACCACCCUUCCAAGACCACCCACCAAAACACCGGCGCCGAACAAUUCGGCUUCCGCUGUCCCAAGGACGCCGGCUCAACCAACGCCAACGCCCCUACCACCGCUGAAAUCAAAGGAGCAAGAAAUCGACUCUCAAUAUCGCCGAUACAUAUAUCGUAUUGGCGAAUUAGUAUGGUUCAACAGGGGAACUGCCUGGGGUCUAGCUUUAAUCACGAAACGGGACACCAUUAUCCAACAAGGAAAUCGAUCUGCUGCACGUUAUCUUGUACAACCGCUUUCUCAUCCGCUGAGGCAUCCGGAAUCCAAGAUACUCACGUCAGACGAUGUUUUGCGUCCAUGGCUUGCUUGGUCAGCGCCAGGGCCUACCCACAGAGCUUUGACCGGCAAAAACUAUUCUUCUAUUGAUUGGAAAGCUGUUAUCGCAGGGCAUUUCGGGACAGGAGACGCUGAGGUUGAUGGCAGUAUAUUAGCUGCGAAGCAGAUAGACGACAGCUUCUCCCUGGUGUCGCCCUUGACAAACAACACGCUCACCACAGGCGAGCGUACCUAUCUAGCCUUAUUCCUUGGCGGGGAGAAGAUCUAUGUCAGAGAACCGGUGAGACUUCGGAUCAACCAGGGCCAAGACGUCCUGGUGAUAUACGAAAUCGUUGAGAAAUUAAAACCAAACAGCACCAACAUAACUUCAGCAUCAGUCCACGUCAUUGGCGAUAUUUAUCGAUUCGUCACUCUACCUUACGACCCAUCUAAUGCAAAGCUGUUCGCCAACGCCCAUCUCCCAGAACGAAUGAAAGCAGACCUCGAAUUUCGAAACAGCGUCACAGUUCCUAUCAAAAAGGUGCACUCUUUUUGGAAAUUGAUGCAAAAUGGUUCACGAGUGUCAAUACAGGACCUCAAGGGUCGCUGGUACGAAUCGAGCAUACUCUUACCAAUACUUCGCAGCAACGCCGUCUUUGCGAGCGAAGUACAGAGGGGCGAAGUCUCUGACGUGGGUGAGUGGAUUAACGGACGAGGUGAUGCUAAUGGUGCCGCUGGGAAGACUGGCUCGAGGUUUAGAGAGCGUCUAGAGGCAGUAGGGAGAGCCGUACCGAUUGGGGUAAGAUUGGGUGGACCAGAGGAGAGCGGUGAGGGUGGAGUUGAGACGGAAAGGGCGUCGAGCAAUCCCCAAGUUCAGCAAGCUUCGAAUACUCCGAGACCCGCUGUCUCACAAAGUGUUAAUCAAGGUCCGAGGCGUGAGUCACUGCACGCUCAGGGAACGGAACAAAGUAUACGACCAGGACAAGGCGAUCUUCCUCAACACAUGGAUGUUGAUAGGUAG
Bacidia gigantensis is the source of this 1941-nucleotide messenger RNA. RefSeq lists its product as uncharacterized. The transcript has 2 exons. Bases 1 to 1941 code for a protein of 646 amino acids. Gene Ontology annotation, biological process: silent mating-type cassette heterochromatin formation. The record is from RefSeq and is a predicted model, not a curated record. Lineage: Eukaryota; Fungi; Ascomycota; Lecanoromycetes; Lecanorales; Ramalinaceae. Gene Ontology annotation, cellular component: rDNA heterochromatin; SHREC complex.